CUGAUAACGAACGGCCUGACGCCUUCCCGUGAGGAAGUCUGCCAGCCACGCUAUCAGUAAGGCAUUGUGGUCCGAGGAAGACGGGUGUACGCCACCGCGAUGUUGAGUUUUCUCAUCUCCCUCCUGACGCGGCUGUACCUGUGGGUGGUGCGCUGCGUGUUCAGGCUUCUCUGGGCAUUAGGGGGACCCACCAAGUUGCUGUUGCCUCCCAUAGACGACCCUGCGUUGAUGCAGUCUGCCCGUACCUUGGCGCUCUGGAUACGACAGAGGAAGAGGAGCGCUGUAUCCGUCAUGGAAGCUUUUCAACGGCGCAUCGAGGCAGUGAACCCUAUCAUCAACGCUGUCGUAGAUGAACGUUUCAAGGCUGCCCUGCAAGAGGCACGGGAAGUGGACCAGCGGCUUGAUGCAUGCACGCAGGAGGAACUAGAGGAGAUCGGUCGCACUCAACCGCUUCUUGGGGUACCAUUCACUUCUAAAGAAACCAUCAUGGUGAAGGGACUGAGUAACGCUGUAGGGUUGGUGUGCCGGCAGGGUGUGAAGGCUUCGCGGGAUGCCGAAGUGGUGGGCAGACUCCGAGAGGCAGGCGCCAUUCCGAUGGCCGUUACCAACGUACCAGAACUUUCAAUGUGGAUAGAGUCCUACAAUCUUUUGAAUGGCCGCACCGUCAAUCCUUACGACGUCAGCAGGACCCCUGGAGGAUCCAGCGGCGGUGAGGGGGCCUUGCUUACAUCUUGUGGCACUCCACUUUCCGUUGGCACUGACCUUGCUGGCUCCAUACGGAUUCCUGCGUUCUUAUGUGGCACCUUUGGACAUAAGCCAACCUCAGUAUCCAGUGACUGUUUGAAAUUGCUGUCUUACAACAUCUGUAGCAUACCCUCUCAUUUAGAUGCUUUUUUAAACCAGUUCAUUGAUCGACUUGAAUUUGACUUUGAUGUUAUCGGCCUCUGUGAGACACGUCUGACAAAUUCGCUUAGCCCACUAUAUAAUAUAAAACAUCUAGCAAAUGAGAAGCUCCCAUGUUAUAUGAUGGGAGAUUUUAAUAUAAACCUCCUCAAUAAGAAUAAUCAGAUGUAUAACCUAAUUGAUAUGUUUUAUGCUUAUCAUUUCUUUCCUGUAAUUACCAAGCCCACUAGAGUUACCAGAAAUUCUGCUACUUUGAUAGACCAUAUAUGGACUAACAAUCUGCACAACCAUCUAAUAAGCAUGAACAAGAAAAAAAAAAAACUAUUCUUAAUGACCUAUUCGUUGAUACACCGUCUGUCAUUAGUUCACCUCCAUAAUGAGACUUCUCCGUCUUGUAUGUUCUCUUCUGGACAGGAUAAGCUUGGCCACAAUGGUGUGCUGGUAGUGCCUGUAUUGCCCUUAGUGGCACCCUUCCAUGGAGAACUUUUGUGCUCCUGGAACGAUAUCAACCUCAAUGGAAUUUUCAAUGCCACUGAAAUGCCGUCCACUGCUGUUCCUCUUGGACUUACUAAGGAUGGCUUCCCUCUUGGACUGCAGGUGGUGGCGACCCCUGGGAAUGACCACUUGAGCCUGGCAGUAGCGGCGGCGCUGGAGGAAGAAUUCGGAGGAUGGGUCUCUCCGUCACCGGUCUCCGUGUAGUAAAUAACGUGGAGAUAGAUGAAUAAAUAUAUGCAUGAG
Messenger RNA from Portunus trituberculatus (swimming crab), 1641 nucleotides. RefSeq names its product fatty-acid amide hydrolase 2-A-like. Lineage: Eukaryota; Metazoa; Arthropoda; Malacostraca; Decapoda; Portunidae. The coding region runs from base 100 to 1602 and encodes 500 amino acids. The transcript is spliced from 11 exons. The record is from RefSeq and is a predicted model, not a curated record.